Messenger RNA from Mycena indigotica, 696 nucleotides. Its product is annotated as FAD/NAD(P)-binding domain-containing protein. Gene Ontology annotation, molecular function: flavin adenine dinucleotide binding; electron-transferring-flavoprotein dehydrogenase activity. The record is from RefSeq and is a predicted model, not a curated record. Gene Ontology annotation, cellular component: cytoplasm. Bases 1 to 696 code for a protein of 231 amino acids. The transcript is spliced from 3 exons. Lineage: Eukaryota; Fungi; Basidiomycota; Agaricomycetes; Agaricales; Mycenaceae.
AUGACCCAGCUCAAAACCAUCGUGGUUGUAGGAGGGAGCUAUGCUGGAACAUAUCUGAUAGACCGUCUUGCGCCGCAAGUCCACAAGACGCACCAGAUUGUCCUCAUCCAGAAAAACUCGCAUAUGCACCACAUAUUUGCCUUUCCUCGAAUCAGUGUUGUUCAGGGCUUUGAGCAGAAAGCAUUCGUGCCAUACACCAACGCCUUUCAUGCUGCUCCCGCUCAGUCUACAACCAUUAUUCAAGGCAUUGUCAAGACCAUCAUGGCUGAUUGUGUUGUACUCGAAGACGGGCAAGACAUACCCUAUGAGUAUCUGGUCGUUGCAACAGGGACUGGCCGGCCGCCAUUGGCGUUGACCUCGAAGCUUGACGAAAUGCAAACAAGGAGGGUGUUGCAGCAGCGGAUUAAAGAAGCAAACGACGUUGUCGUCGUUGGAGGAGGGGCAUAUGGUCUGCAACUAGCUUUCGACGCGAAAGAGUUAUACCCAACGAAAAAUGUUACAUUAAUCCACUCCACGAUCCAGCUUAUGCCCCGAUUUCACCCUCGGCUCCAUGAAAUUGUCACCUCUCGUGCUACAGCACUGGGUAUUCGCCUAAUCUUUGCAGUAAUACGCCAUCAAAUAACACGGUCACGCAAGUCAGGGAGGGUCAGCGAAGGUCGGCGCCAAGUCGUCGACCAGGGUUAUCGAAGUCGCUGA